CGUCAGUCUGGCCCCCAACGGUUCCACAAUGGGAAAGAUCAUAUUCUACGAGGACAGGAAUUUCCAGGGUCGCCACCAUGAGUGCAUGAGCGACUGUGCCGACCUGCACCCCUACUUCAACCGCUGCAACUCCAUCCGGGUGGAGAGCGGCUGCUUCGUGGUGUACGAGAGGCCCCACUACCUGGGCCACCAGUACUUCCUGCGCCGGGGGGAGUACUCGGACAACCAGCGCAUGAUCGGCAUCAACGACUGCAUCCGGUCCUGCCGCAUGAUCCCCAUGCACCGCGGCUCCUACAAAAUCAGACUGUACGAGCGGCCCGACAUGGGCGGCCAGAUGCAGGAGGUGAGCGACGACUGCCCCAACGUGCAGGACCGCCUGCGCAUGUCCGACAUCCACUCCUGCAACGUGGUGGACGGCCACUGGCUGCUGUACGACCAGCCCAACUACCGGGGCCGGACCUACUACCUGAGGCCCGGCGAGUACCGCCGCUACAGCGACUGGGGCGGCGCCAGCCCCCGGAUCGGCUCGCUCCGGCGAAUCACCGACUUCAAUUAAGAAAGUCCGUCAAAACCUCUCAAAACCUCUUUCUCUUGUACCUUCUCAAUAAACUUACUAAGCUGAAACU
This is a messenger RNA of Salarias fasciatus (jewelled blenny), 626 nucleotides long. Its product is annotated as gamma-crystallin M2-like. The transcript is spliced from 3 exons. Gene Ontology annotation, molecular function: structural constituent of eye lens. Bases 29 to 556 code for a protein of 175 amino acids. The record is from RefSeq and is a predicted model, not a curated record. Lineage: Eukaryota; Metazoa; Chordata; Actinopteri; Blenniiformes; Blenniidae. Gene Ontology annotation, biological process: lens development in camera-type eye; visual perception.